UCCCUCCGCUCCCUCGGCUCCCUCGGCUCCGCUCCGCUCCUCCGGCGGCGGCGGGGCCGCGGCAUGAGGAGCCGGCGGGGCGGGCGGAGCGCGGCGGCGGCGGCGGGCGGCGGCGGCUCCUCUCCCGCCGGGGACGGGGCGCGGCAGCGGCUCGCCCCUCCGAUCCCACCCGUGCGGUGCUGUCGGCGCUGGCGGAAGAGUUUUUGGGAGGGAGAUGAUGACAGGCUGAUGAAACCAAUCAAACAAUGAAGUAAUCAUAAGUCCCCGGUGCUGGCGGCGAAGGCGGGAGGAGCUGAGGUCCUAAGGAAGCCAUCCUGCUCGGCAGCAAAAACCCCGGGAGGCCAGAAGCACUGAAAGGCAGCCAAGGUCCUGUCAUCGGGGCCGAUGGACAGUGACGGCCCCUGUGCAUGAGGGCAGGGAAAAUCCUGCUGGCAGCUCCGGGAGAGCCGAGCGGAGGGCACAGGGGACGGUGGCAGGAAGGAGGAGCGGUGGCUCCCCGGGGAGCCGGCGGAGGAGAGAGUCCCGGCGCUGCUUUGUUUGCUCUUCCCGAAUCGGUCUGUGAAACCUGAAUCCUGGGACCAGAGGCUGAGGGAGCUUGUCACAGGCUGCUGGCCAGGACAGGAGAUGGUUCCUGCAGCGGGGGACACCACGGAUGGGUGGGACAGGGCCUGACCCUGCCCUGCAUCUGGAACAUCUGCACUGGGAGAGCAGCUCCUGCCGCUGGGAGCCCGUGCCUGGCUGGGCGUUCAUUGGCUUUGCCGGAGAGAAUCCUGCCGCCAGGCCGGCUGCUCUGGUCUGGGCAAGGAGCUGCGCAACCAUGAGCGCGGGCUCGAUUGAGCAGGAGCCGUCGCGCAAGCUGGGCUGCUGCGGGGUGCCCCUCAUCACCGAGGACAUGCAGUCCCUGGCCAUCCGCACCCUCUCGGGCACCGACAUCACCAAGCACUACGACCUCAUCCGCGAGCUCGGCAAGGGCACCUACGGCAAGGUGGACCUGGUGUCCCACAAAAGCACAGGCACCAAGAUGGCCCUGAAGUUCGUCAACAAGAGCAAGACGAAGCUGAAGAACUUCCUGCGGGAGUUCAGCAUCACCAACACGCUCUCCUCCAGCCCCUUCAUCAUCAAGGUCUUCGACGUGGUCUUCGAGACCGAGGACUGCUACGUCUUCGCUCAGGAGUACGCCCCCGGCGGGGACCUCUUCGACAUCAUCCCGCCUCAGGUGGGGCUCCCCGAGGAGCUGGUGAAGCGCUGCGUGCAGCAGCUGGGCCUGGCCCUCGACUACAUGCACAGCAAGAGCCUGGUGCACCGGGACAUCAAACCGGAGAACGUGCUGCUCUUCGACCGCGACUGCCGCCGCGUCAAGCUGGCCGAUUUCGGCAUGACGCGCAAGGUGGGCUGCCGCGUCAAGCGCAUCAGCGGCACCAUCCCCUACACGGCGCCCGAGGUGUGCCAGGCCGGCCGGGCCGAGGGCUUCGCCGUGGACACCAGCAUCGACGUCUGGGCUUUCGGGGUGCUCAUCUUCUGCGUGCUCACCGGGAACUUCCCCUGGGAGGCGGCGGUGGCGUCCGACGCCUUCUUCGAGGAGUUUGUGCGGUGGCAGAAGGGGCGGCUGGCGGGGCUGCCCUCGCAGUGGCGGCGCUUCACGGACAGCGCCCUGCGCAUGUUCCAGCGCCUGCUGGCCCUCGACCCCGAGAAGCGCUGCCCCGUCAAGGAGGUUUUCUACUUCAUCAAGUGCGACCUCAUGGCCGAGGUGCGGUGCCGGCCCUCGUACCGCUCCCGCAAGCACGCCAGGGACAAGCUCCCGGCCGGGCCGCACUGCCACGAGGCCAGCGGCUCCUGCACGCCCGCCCCGCUCAAGAGGACCGUCCUGACGGAGGGCAGCGGAGCGCGGGGCCCCGAGCCCGGAGCAGCCGCCCCGGGCACGGCGAGCAGGACAGACGGACGGCAGGACAAGGGCAAGGGGCAGAUGGUCCUGGCCACAGCAAUAGAGAUCUGCGUGUGACCCGCCCCGUCCCCCCGCCCCGGGACAGGGAUGGGGGAGCGCGUCGUGGUGGUGGUGGCACGAGCCGGGACCGGGCUCCGGGUUUCCCAAAGGAAAAAAAAAACAAAGGAAAAGAAACACGAUGGAAGAGGAAAAGGACAGAACUGGUGGCGCUCCGUAGCGCCGAGGAUGCCGAUCUCCCCGCCCCGCCCGGGCGAGGCCGGUGGCCGCAGCCCGCCGAGGGCACCGCUCACUGCUGGGGAGGCCGGGGGCGCCCGCAGCCCUGCCGCGGCUGUGCUGCCCCCUGCACGGCUCCCCGGGGGCGUGGGGAGGGGUCUCCCAGUGCGGGAGGAAGAGCCGGGAGCAGCGGCAGCGAGGGGCGCACUGGCUCUGCCCCACGCCGGGCUCGACCCCGCCCGGGGAGCGGGAAGGCCGAUGACCCUGCACCGUGGAGGAGGCCUUUGGGAAGGUUUGGGUGGGUGGUGAUUUGCCCUCUUCCACUCGUCCCUGCCGCGCUGCUGGGGACUGGGAGAGGGUGGGGAGGUGGGUGACGGGGAGCCGGGGGGUCGCCAGCAGCCCCGGACCCCCGGCAGCCCCGGCUGCCUCCCUGCCGUGGGAGGUGCUGGCAGCCAUUGAUGUAGCAAGUGUCCCUGUCUGUGUGUCAUUGUGUGUCCCAGCCACUGCCACUGGCAGCCCCUGCCCCCUGCCCUGCCCCACACGGCUCGGGCGCUGCCGGAGGGAUGAGUGCCCCCUGGCCGGUGCCGGCCAUCAGCAGGUUGGAUGCUCGGGGCCGGGCUGGCUCUGCCGUGCCGGCGUCCCCGCGGCCCCUCUGCAGACCCUCUGUACCCAGGGGCCGGAGGAGGUGGCAGCGGUGCGCCCCAGGCUGGCCUGCACAGCCCGGCAGCAGGGGAGGGAGCUCCGAGUGCCUCCCGCGGGCCCGCCUGCUUCUCUGUGCUGUCCCCAUCGCCCCUCCUUGCUGUCACCCCUUCCCAAACCUGUCACCCUCCCCUGGGGCUGGCGGGGAAGCGGCAGCGGGAUAGACCCUGCCGGGGCUGGCUGCAGCGAGGCAGGGCGCGGUGGCAGCAGCCGUUGGUGGCCCCUUAGUGACAAGGUCCUGGGGUGUGCGUGGAGGUCACACCUUCCCUCCUGGAUUUGGACACCCGGCAGAGCGGGGAGCUCACCCCACCGCCGCGGUGGGGAAGCUGUAGGGGCACCCCAAGGCAAGAGCACCCUGGUGUGGUUCGGGCUUCCCUCCCAAGGGGUGGGUGCCGUGGGGCGGCCCCGGUGCCCCAAUUCCCCACAAAGGGCUAUAACGCUUUCCAGCAGCAGCAGCAGCAGUUUACAGAGCAGGGGCCGCCCCCGCCCCCGCCGUGCCCCGUCCCCGGCACCCCCCGGGCCCGGCGUUAGACGUAGCAUUGCCCCGCGUAGAGAGCUAGGCACCGGUUUUACUCCUCUUUGCCUUAGGUCCCUCGAUGUCCUCGAUCUUUCGUGCAAUAAUGUAGAUAAGGGAUCCCGGCCGCCCCGGCAGGGCUCGGUGGCACCUCUCCGGGAGGGCUCGGUGGCACUGCCCGGGUGUGUCCCAGGGGGUGCCCGGUGUGAUUUCUGUCCCCGUCGAGGUCGCUGUGUCCGUAGGUUGUCAGGUUUUUAUUUCCAGUUCCCUCAGCUGUCGGGUUUCGGACCUUCCCGUAGGAGAGGCUGUAGUGUCACAGACGUUACCUCAGUUUGUCACUGUUGAAAAGGAUUUAAAAAAACCACAACUGAAACCAUAAAAAAUGACAAAAUACAUAGUUAUAAAAGCAACAAAAAAUUUC
Molecule: messenger RNA, 3789 nt
Organism: Motacilla alba alba
Lineage: Eukaryota; Metazoa; Chordata; Aves; Passeriformes; Motacillidae
Gene: SBK1
Product: SH3 domain binding kinase 1
Exons: 5
Coding region: 653-1999 (448 amino acids)
Biological process (GO): peptidyl-serine phosphorylation; peptidyl-threonine phosphorylation
Molecular function (GO): protein serine/threonine kinase activity; ATP binding
Source: RefSeq, a predicted model, not a curated record